AUGUCCAAUGCCAGCGAAAAAGCCCCUUCUAGUCACUUUCUUGAAAACAAGACCAUAGUCAUUGCGGGAGCAGGCCUUGCUGGGUCUGCUUUCCUUGUCGGCCUUCAGAAACUAUGGAAUGCAAAACUCGGCCAGCCAAACAUUAUCAUAUAUGAACGCGAUGCACAAGAUGUAGCUGCCCAGAGGGAAUCGUACAAUCUAUCUUUGACAGGAUACGACGACUCAGGCGGCCUCGUUGCGCUCAGAAAUCUUGGUUUACUCGACGAAAUCUUGGAAAAAGCUGUGUCUGGACUCGAUGGAGCUGGCUCUUUCAAGAUAUGGGAUGCAAGGUGGAAAGAACAGGUCUCUUUCACCAGAAACCCCGUCUCUGGGAUUCCAACAACAAGCAUUCGAAUUGCUCGAGAGGAUAUCCGUCAAGUGCUCCACAACUCAUUCCGUCUUGAUGAUCAUUGUGUUAUCAACUGGGACUCACAAUGUGUUGCUGCCACCCAACUGCCGAGCGGUCGCCUAAAAGUGCGGGUGGUUCACGGGAAUGGCGACGAGAGCGAGCCCGAGUGUGAUCUCCUUAUAGCUGCGGAUGGGGCGAGCAGCAAACUACGACAAAGCCUUCGACCAAAUGACACACUUCUCUCUAACGGCGCAGUCCUUCGAGGAGGAAUAGCUACAUUCAAAGAGUCUCUUCCGCAGCCACUCAGUGAAGAUUGGGGCUUCGUCGUCUCACGCACUGGUGUUUCGGCGUUCUUUUCCCCCAUUGGUGAAAACAGAAUCUUUUGGACUAUUGGACAGAAUGAAACUCAGGUGCCCAGACUAGAUCGAGGAUCACUAGUCCAAGCGCAGGCUGUCAUAGGCAAGAGUCUGGAGCUUGGAUCACACAUCCCUGAGCCUUUCUCGAGCAUCGUUAAACGGACGGACCCCAAGACCGUUUUGCUUUUGAACUCACGAGACAAGAUGCCGUUUUGUCAUAACGACAUUACGAAAAUACCUGCCAUCUUUCUUGGUGAUAGCAACCAUGCGCUCAGCCCGUUUGCAGGAGCUGGAGGCAAUUUGGCGCUGGUGGAUGGGUGGGAUCUAGCAAACCAGAUCUGCAGCCAGAGCAGCCUAGAGGAAGCAGUCAAGGCAUACGAUGAGCUCAGUGUGCCCAGAGCAACAAUGUUCAUCAAGAGAUCGAGACGACUGAUAGAGGCCGCUCAUGACACCGGCUUGCGAUACUAUCUGUUUUGGUGCAUGUUGUUUGUGGGCAAGUUUGUGAGAUGGGUCAUGUAUAAGAUGGGGAACUGA
This is a messenger RNA of Trichoderma breve, 1278 nucleotides long. RefSeq lists its product as uncharacterized. The record is from RefSeq and is a predicted model, not a curated record. Bases 1 to 1278 code for a protein of 425 amino acids. The transcript has a single exon. NCBI's taxonomy places the organism in Eukaryota, Fungi, Ascomycota, Sordariomycetes, Hypocreales, Hypocreaceae.